Molecule: messenger RNA, 1370 nt
Organism: Theobroma cacao (cacao)
Lineage: Eukaryota; Viridiplantae; Streptophyta; Magnoliopsida; Malvales; Malvaceae
Gene: HSFC1
Product: heat shock transcription factor C1
Biological process (GO): cellular response to heat; regulation of transcription by RNA polymerase II
Cellular component (GO): nucleus
Molecular function (GO): RNA polymerase II cis-regulatory region sequence-specific DNA binding; DNA-binding transcription factor activity
Source: RefSeq, a predicted model, not a curated record
ACCUUUGUUGAAAAAAAAAAAAGGAAAAGAUAAACACACCCAAAGGCAAAUCCCAACUCAGCCCUUCACAUUUUAUCUCUGCCUUCUUCUCGUCUUUCACCUUCGAAAGAAGGAAACCUUUGUUUUUAUUUAGAGUCUACAGGGAAGUGGCAGAGAGACAAAAAAGGUUUUUAUGUUUUGAUGGAGUCGAACAGUAACAACAAUAUUGUUGCGCCGUUCGUUGUGAAAACUUAUCAGUUGGUCAAUGAUCCGACCACUGACACUCUGAUCGCUUGGGGUAAAGCUAAUAACAGUUUCAUCGUUAUGGACCCUUUAGAUUUCUCUCAGAGGAUUUUGCCUGCUUACUUCAAGCAUAGCAAUUUUUCUAGCUUCGUUCGCCAGCUUAACACUUACGGUUUCAGGAAAGUGGAUCCGGAUAAGUGGGAAUUCGCAAAUGAAUGUUUUCUCCGAGGGCAAAAGCAUUUGUUGAAGAACAUAGUAAGGAGAAAGCAAAACAAAAAUCCAUACAUGCAAAUGAAAGCUGAGGAUUUAGACGACAAGCAAAUAGUCAUGGAAAUAGCGAGGCUAAAAGAGGAACAAAAGUCGUUGGAAGAAGAGCUACAAGGCAUGAACAAGCGUUUAGAAGCCACGGAGAGACGCCCGCAACAAAUGAUGGCGUUUCUUUACAAAGUUGUUGAAGACACUGAUCUCCUCCCUCGUAUGAUGCUCGAAAAGGAACGAACAAGACAACUUAACGCCGAGAAGAAGCAACGGUUGACGAUUAUGCCAUCCUCGUAUUCAUCUUCUUCAAGCCUGGCGGUUUCGAAUAAUUCAGUGAAAUCUGAAGACGAAGAAGAAGUGAAUCCUGGAGUAAUUUCGCCUCCAGAAACCGGAUUCGAUGUAGACAACAACUUCUGUCGCUCAAAUUAUCAAUCAUCGCCAUCGCCUGAGGACUCCAGAGAGUUGUUGUUGGGUCAUAGACCAAUUACAGGGCAAGUCAUGAACUACGGUUGCGCCACAGUAACAAGCCAAAUGCCGGCGGUUGUGUUGGCACCGUCAGUGAUUAAAAACGGCACGGCCAUGUCUUCGCCGGGAACUAGUAGUUUAGGUGGGUAUGGUGAUAAUAAUGGGCAACUGGGUUACUUUGGAGAAAUGGCGGCGGCAGGGAUGGAGGCGCGUCCACCACCGCCUUAUCCAUUUUCGCUAUUAGGAGGUGGCUUUUAGUUAGUUGCUUCACAUGAUAUAUCUUGGAUUCUAUCUUUCCCUAUUGAUUUUUGUUUUUAGCUUUAGAUUUUUCAUAUUCUGUUUUUGUUUUUAUUUGUUUUCUUUUUUCGGUUUUUGUAUAUAAAUGAUUUAAUUCUAAGGUUAAUAAAGAGCUUAUCUUAUAAUUA